Molecule: messenger RNA, 1358 nt
Organism: Salpingoeca rosetta
Lineage: Eukaryota; Choanoflagellata; Craspedida; Salpingoecidae
Exons: 12
Coding region: 404-760 (118 amino acids)
Source: RefSeq, a predicted model, not a curated record
ACGUGCCGCUGACAUACGCACACCACAAGGCAAGCGACAAGCAGUGUCAUUCACGGCCACCUGCAAGACAGGAAUCGGCAAGUGAGAGUGGCGGAGACCAAGGCACCAGCAAUACAGAAGGCCACGUUUGAGUGGGACGCACCUCCAGAGCGGUACCGGAGCGAGCAAUCACAGCAUUUGCGCUGACAUCGCCCGCUUGCGUGGCAUCAUCUCGCUGGACAUGUGUGACGCGCGAAUGCUCGGGAUGAUGAUGGAAUGCCCACGUCUCAUCAUGAGAGUUGCCAUCCACUGGAUGCCCUUGAUUGCGUCGACGGAGCAGAGCGUUGAUAACAUUGGCAAGGUUAUGCCUGGAAGCUGAAGAGAGGAAGGGGAGACGCUGCUCCGGCACAAGGAUGAUGGUGACAUGAGCAUCAUGUCUGCCGAAGAGAACGAACUCUUUGACACAGUAACGCACUGCCCCGAGAUGCCGCUGCACUAUCGCACUGCCAUUGGCGGUCCUGAUGUCAGCGAUGACCGCACGGCAUAUCCGUCGAUCCUCUUCGCACGUGCCCAUCGUUCAAGGCCGCCCCUGCCAGCCAUCUACCGCGCCAUCCGAACCGCCAUCCGUGACGGCCGUACAGCACCGAUGACCUGUCCAAGGCUUACCUCUUCGUUCCAUGCACCGACGUAUCGUGCUGAUUGCAUGCACAGCACGUACUCUGGCAACAUUGAGUCGAUGCAUCCCGUGAGCGCAGCCAUCGAGCGCAAUCUCUCCAGCUGAGGGGGUGGUUUGUUGUUGCCUGUGGUGCUGGUGGUGCUUGUGGGUCUUGAUGUCGUGCGUGUGAGAGGACCUGCGCUCGUGAAUGCCUUCCAAACACACACAACAAUACAUGUGAUGAUGCAUGGCAGACUUGCGUAUUGGAAAGAGGGCUGCAACCACAUCCUGUUUGAGUACAGCGACGCACCAUGUCUCCCUGGCAUGCAGAACACCCCAUUCUUGCAGAGGUUGGCCUGAGCGAAUUCCACCAUCGCAAUGGCCUCGGUGUGUCCAUGCCACUCUGCUCCCUGGACGGCAUUCAUUCACACCGGAGUAACGACGCGUUCCGCCCGCACAAACAGGAAAUACCUCGUCAUCUUCAGGGGCACCACCAAGUCUGCUCGCUCUCAUGUCAUGCUCAACCACCUCCCCAAGCUGCACAACGGCAGGGACAUUGUGUUGGUGUGCGCGUGCCAGUGGUUUGGCGAGGAGCGCAUGGGCCGUGAGGGGGAAGAUUGGAUAUGACCCCUCGUGUACGCAGGCAGAAGAAGAGUUCAACAAGUACACGUGCACGGAUCUGGCGCUGAAGACCAAGUUUGGGCUCAUCGUGGAUGGAUUUGGC